This is a messenger RNA of Daphnia pulex (common water flea), 2102 nucleotides long. RefSeq names its product ATP-binding cassette sub-family G member 4-like. Gene Ontology annotation, molecular function: ATP hydrolysis activity; ATP binding; ABC-type transporter activity. Lineage: Eukaryota; Metazoa; Arthropoda; Branchiopoda; Diplostraca; Daphniidae. The record is from RefSeq and is a predicted model, not a curated record. Bases 224 to 1954 code for a protein of 576 amino acids. Gene Ontology annotation, cellular component: plasma membrane. The transcript is spliced from 11 exons.
CCUGUUUAUUCGUUAUUCGACUAUUUUUGUUUUGUUGAAAUGAAAAGUCACUUGACAGCUGGUCGGGACAGAAAGAAGGAAGCAUAUUUAUUCAAGCUGUGUGGCAAGUUCGGACCUAAAAACAGCAGCGAAAAUCCACGACGACGAGUCCUUGGAUCUCACCUUUCGUGAUUUAUCUUUCACGACGGGCAAAGGGAAAAACGCCAAAAGAAUCUUAAAUCAAAUGAGCGGCGCCUUCAAGUCCGGCCAGUUGACUGUCAUAUUGGGGCCGUCCGGAGCUGGAAAGUCUUCCCUAAUGAACAUUCUAGCCGGUUUGAAGACGAGCGGAGUUGAAGGUCAGGUCUACGUGAAUGGCGUCGAUCGAGAGCUGAAAUCCUUCCGGAAACAUUCCGUCUACAUCAGCCAACAGGAUCACCUUUUGACGAAUCUAACCGUUGACGAGUACAUGAUCUCCGCUGCUCAUCUUAAACUGGGCAACCGUGUUCCUAUCAAUGACAAAUUAUCGAUGAUUGAACAUGUAAUGAAAACGCUGGGGUUAACGGAAAGCAGACGGACGCAAAUCGGCUGCUUGUCGGGUGGCGAAUGCAAAAGGCUUUCGAUCGGACUGGAGUUGCUGGACAAUCCAGACAUCCUCUUUCUUGACGAACCAACCAGCGGAUUGGACAGUUCGGCGAGUUUACAAUGCGUUGGAUUAUUGAGGGAAAUUGCCAGGAGCGGCCGAACGGUUGUUGCGACCAUUCAUCAGCCGAGCUCUCGAUUGCUGGAUUACUUUGACCACCUAUACAUUGUAGCUUGUGGUUCGUGCAUCUACCAAGGGCCGAUCGGGUCGUUAGUGCCUUAUUUACAGAGAGCCAAUUUGAAUUGUCCCAGUUACCACAAUCCGGCCGAUUUUGUAAUGGACGUGGCUUGUGGAGAAUACGGCGACGUACUACCCGGCUUGGUGUCCGGUAUCGAGAACGGCCGUCUCGUUUACCAGGAAAAUUCCGCGUCAGAGAUGGCGAUGCAAUCUCCUGUUCCUGCUCCCAUAUUUGAAAGUCAAAUGGAUGACACCAAGGAUGUCACCGUCACUUUGAUGGGCGGUGGUGGCUCGAGGAAGAAAGAGAAACCAACUUACUCUGCGCCAUUCCACACGCAAGUUGCCGUUCUACUCGAACGAACCUGGAGAAUUAUUUGGAGAGACAAGAUGCUGACCAAAGUCCGUUUCUUCACUCACGUUUUUCUGGGGCUCCUGGUGGGAACGAUGUACUGGCUGGGCGGAAACGACGCGGCAGUGAUCCUUAACAACGCCUCGAUGCUUUUUUUCAAUCUCCUCGUCAUUUUAUUCGCCUCGACGAUGCCCACUGUCGUCACCUUUCCGCUGGAGAGAAAAGUGCUGGUUCGAGAGCACUUGAAUCACUGGUACAGUCUCAAGGCGUAUUAUAUCGCAAAAACGAUCGCCGACAUUCCGUUUCAAGUCCUCUUCCCGGGCAUUUACGUGUCGAUCGUCUACUUGAUGUCCGGUCAGCCGAUGAGCGCCGACCGUUUCGCUAUGCUCAUGGGCAUCACCAUCUCCCUGGCGCUGUGCGGCCAGGGAAUCGGACUGCUGCUGGGCGCUUGUUUCGACAUUCAAGUCGCCGUUUUCCUCGCUCCGACGGGCUGCAUUCCGUUCGUUUUAUUCGCCGGCUUCCUGGUCAAUCUCAACUCGGUCCCUUACUACAUGUCGUGGAUGACUUAUUUCAGUUUUAUGCGCUACGCUUUCGAAGGAUCCAUGCUGUCCAUUUACAGUUUCGACCGGCCGCUUCUCGCCUGCUCGAAAAUGUACUGCCAUUUACGCUAUCCCCACAAGCUGCUGGAGCAGUUCGACAUGGCGGAGAGCUCCUACUUUUUGUCCGUCGUUGGUAUGCUGACGUUUUUCCUUGUCGUGCGCGUUAUCGGUUAUUUCGCCUUGAGUUUCAAGCUGAAAUAUAUGCGUUGAAUGUUUGUUUUUUUAACAGGGCGAAUCCCUGGUUUGUUAGAGAUUUAAAGAACUAUAAAUACUCAAUUUUGACAUGACAGUAUUUAUCUAAUUAUUCCGUACCCAUAGUUACGACUUGUGAUCAAAUAUACGCAAUUUCCACAUUUUA